AUGGGAGUAUUGCGGUGGAAGGCCGCCAGAGAGUCGUGGGAAGAUCCAGCGAAAAUGAUCUCGGAACGACAAACUGCACAGCCGCACGAAUUUCCUAACGACGGGAAUUUCGACGCUCAAAACCAGCGCCCAGAUCAAGCAAGCUCGCCGGAAAGCCAUUCGGCUGAUACAACAGAAGGUGGUCGAGAAGACCAGAGCAAUGGUAACAACGGGCAACAUGAAGAUUCGAGCCAAGCCCCGAAUCGAGGUCAGAAUUAUGGUCAAGAUAAGAGCUCGGGCGAGGGUCAAGCCCCGCCGCAGCAGGGGAACAGCCGAUUUGAGGGCGAGGGUAGUGGCAGUCCGGAGCCAAGUGAAAACGGAUACCAGAAGGAGGGGCAGAGUCCAAAUAAUAGCGGCGACAAGAACCAGGGAUCAUCUCAGGAUCAAGAGCAAGGACAAAAUCAGAAUCAGGGCAGUGGGCAGCAUCAGGGUCAGAACCCAGAACAAGAUCCCAAGACAAGCUCGCAACACAACAACAGUCGACCGCAGACGGAGACAACCACGACGCAGACAUACUCAUCCUCGUCAUAUACACAAACCUCGUCCAGUAUUGAAACCCAGUCAACCACAAGUUACCUCGACAGCAUUGUCCUCAUCUCCCGCUCCGGCAUCUGUGUCCUCAGGGUCAGGAUCAGGGUCUGGAAUGUCCUCAGCCCAAGUGACUGGCAUUGCUGGUAA
Cryphonectria parasitica EP155 is the source of this 717-nucleotide messenger RNA. RefSeq lists its product as uncharacterized. The coding region runs from base 1 to 717 and encodes 238 amino acids. The transcript has 2 exons. The record is from RefSeq and is a predicted model, not a curated record. NCBI's taxonomy places the organism in Eukaryota, Fungi, Ascomycota, Sordariomycetes, Diaporthales, Cryphonectriaceae.